AAAAUUUUUUAUGUUUUCUGUCAAAAUAAUCUGAUAAAAUGGCAAAAAGUAAAUAUGAAUAUGUAAAAAAGUUCGAGCAGAACGAUCAGUGCCUUAUGAACUGCUGGAUCGUUAUUCGAAUAGAUGGAAGAAAUUUUCACAGAUUUUCCGAUGGCCACAGCUUUGAGAAACCAAACGAUCGAAGAGCACUGCAGCUUAUGAAUAAAUGUGCCGAGACUGUGAUGAAGGAAUUCACUGACAUUGUGAUUGCAUAUGGACAGAGUGAUGAAUACAGUUUGGUUUUUAAAAGGAGCACAACACAGUUCAGCAGAAGAGCAAGCAAGCUGGUUACGAAUGUUGUUACUCUGUUCUCUUCAUCCUAUGUAUUCUAUUGGAAUCAAUUUUUUCCUACCCAAGAACUGCUUUAUCCACCCAUGUUUGAUGGACGAGUUGUACUUUAUCCCAGUGAGAAAAACUUAAGAGACUACAUGAGCUGGAGGCAGGCAGAUUGUCACAUUAACAACCUCUACAACACAUGCUUUUGGUGUCUGGUAAAGCAGUCAGGUCUAACAGUAGAGGAGGCAGAGGAGAGACUAAAUGGAACUGUUUCCAGUGACAAGAAUGAGCUUCUCUUCUCUGUAUUCAACAUGAAUUAUAAUAACCUUCCUCAAAUAUACAGAAAAGGAUCAGUUCUGGUCUGGGAAAAGGUUUGUGACAUCAAUGACACAGCUCAAGAAGAAAAUGCUAGAAAACCAAAGAGACAGAUUGUUGUCCACCAUACUGACAUUAUUGGUGAUACAUUUUGGAGUGAACAUCCUGAAAUCCUGGACAGUUAACCACUUUGGUUUUGUGGAAUAUCUUGAUCAAAGGACAUAUUUGUAAUGCUGCCACAACUUCAAGCUAGAUGUAUUAAUUCCCCCUUUUCGCUCCCAAAACAAAAAUAUGAAAUGGUGUUUGGCCAGAAGAAGUUUUAUUGAAAAUAGUACAAGGAUAGAAAUAAUAACAAGCUGAAACAAACACAAUAAAACUAUGAAUCACACUAACUGCUGCAACUAUCAUAAUUGCAUGCGAUCUAAAAUGAGGGAGGGUGGGUGGGGAAAAAGGUAGACAGCAAUCAACACAAACAAAUCAGCAUGGUACAACUAUUGAAUUAACACGAAGCUGAUGAAUGACACCCUAGAAUACAAUCAAUUUAUAGCCAAAAUACUACACUGGCUGAACCUUUGACCUAAGCCAGAUCAACUAUCCAGGGGUAAUUAACUGUUUUAAAUGGAAUAGAAAAUACUCAGAUUAUCCUAACACACAUGAACAUUCUCAUCCACUUAAUGUAACAAAAUUUAAGGACAGUAUUGCUUAAAUAAAUUUUGCUAAGAAACCACAAGCAAGAAGGCAUACAGUUCAGGACAAAACCCUUUACAUGGCUCUGUUUCCAAGUUGUGAUUGGAGCUUUUUGAUUCAUUUUGGUUUUUUUCUGCUAUUAAAUGCCUGCUAAGGCAAUGACUGAUAAAGGUUUUAAAAUGAAACUGCAAUUUUGGCUCUUAACCUCACAGUAUUAAAUGUUACUACUGACAGUAAACUCAGGUUAAAUAUCUUGUACAGAUAAUUAGCUGAAUGGAAUGUUCUGUUAUUGUUCAGUUCUUUGAAUGUUAAUGAGUUAAUACGUAUCAUUAGGGUUGAUGGGAUUAGUGUAGAGAGAUCCAUCAUGGCCAUGUGUUAAUGAGGUUUCUUGUGUUUAUUAAAAUUUGUUAGUUUAUCUUA
Molecule: messenger RNA, 1737 nt
Organism: Pocillopora damicornis (cauliflower coral)
Lineage: Eukaryota; Metazoa; Cnidaria; Anthozoa; Scleractinia; Pocilloporidae
Product: putative tRNA(His) guanylyltransferase
Biological process (GO): tRNA modification
Molecular function (GO): tRNA guanylyltransferase activity; magnesium ion binding
Source: RefSeq, a predicted model, not a curated record